Messenger RNA from Raphanus sativus (radish), 637 nucleotides. RefSeq names its product stigma-specific STIG1-like protein 1. Bases 185 to 637 code for a protein of 150 amino acids. The record is from RefSeq and is a predicted model, not a curated record. The transcript has a single exon. Lineage: Eukaryota; Viridiplantae; Streptophyta; Magnoliopsida; Brassicales; Brassicaceae.
UAUUUAUAACCCCAAAAGCAAAAUACAUAUCUAAUCACCUGUUUCUCACCGCAUUUCCAGCGUCAACUCUACUCGACGACAACUAUAAAACCUAAGUCCACCUAGUACUCUCCUUACCAAUUCCAACGAUCACUCUCCCUCUAUCUCUAUUUCCUCACACAAACCAAAAAAAGAUCAAAAGAAAAUGGCCCUUAUGAAGCUACUCGUGACCAUCGCAAUAACAACCGCAAUCACAAUCACACUCAUCACCACAAGAACCACCACCACCGUGGAAUAUACGAGCUCUGAUGCACCGGGUACGCAGACUAUAAGGCCGAGCAGGUUCUUGGCUCAGAAGGAGGUAGGCGAGCGAAACCCCAACGCGGUGGACCAUUGCAACAAGGAUCCUAAGAUAUGUAGCCUCUACGGAGGCGGAGGAAGCAACUCGACAACAGUGACAUGCUGCAACAACAAAUGCAUAGACGUGGGCAGUGACGACAAGAACUGUGGGGCGUGUAAGAACAAGUGCAAGUUCUCACAGACGUGUUGUCGCGGUCAAUGCGUUUACUUGUCUUACGACAAACGCCAUUGUGGACAAUGUAACCAUCCGUGUAAGAUGAACGAGUUCUGCGUCUACGGUCUCUGUAACUACGCGUGA